Paramormyrops kingsleyae is the source of this 6401-nucleotide messenger RNA. RefSeq names its product phospholipase C beta 1 (gene plcb1). Gene Ontology annotation, biological process: lipid catabolic process; release of sequestered calcium ion into cytosol; phosphatidylinositol metabolic process. NCBI's taxonomy places the organism in Eukaryota, Metazoa, Chordata, Actinopteri, Osteoglossiformes, Mormyridae. The record is from RefSeq and is a predicted model, not a curated record. Gene Ontology annotation, cellular component: cytoplasm; nuclear speck. Gene Ontology annotation, molecular function: calmodulin binding; calcium ion binding; phosphatidylinositol-4,5-bisphosphate phospholipase C activity.
UCCUUCAAAUCGGGAGUCGCGUAUCAGUCGUCCGCUCCCCUUGUGAUUUUUCGUGUCUCACUCACGGUGUUUCUUUUUGGCGACAAUGAAACGUUAGAGAGGAAGAUAGUGUCCGCUUGAACCCCAGUGGUAUAUCCCCAUUCCCUCUCUGCUGUCUAUAUAUUUAUAUAUAUAUAUAUAUAGAUCAGUUUAAUUUUGGGGUAGAGAAAGCCGAAUUUAUUUUCAGUUUUUCUCCGUUUGAUUCGGAUUUAAAUGAGUAAAUGGCUGGGGCACAGCCCGGAGUUCACGCACUGCAGCUCAAACCGGUCUCCGUUUCGGAGAGUCUCAAGAAAGGCAGCAAAUUCAUGAAAUGGGAUGAUGAUGCAUCCACAGUGACCCCGGUGACCUUACGAGUCGACCCCCAGGGCUACUUCCUGUAUUGGACAGAUCAGAACAAGGAAACUGAGAUUUUGGAUAUCACCUAUAUCAAAGAUGCAAGAAGUGGGAAAUGCACAAAACCUCCAAAGGAAGCCAAGCUCCGUGAGCUGCUGGAUGUGGGCAACCUGGUGGGGCGGAUAGAGAACAAGAUGCUGACCGUGGUGACGGGCCCAGAUAUGGUCAACAUUAGUUACUUGAACUUCUUGGCCUUUCAGGAGGAAGUCGCAAAGGAGUGGGCGGAUGAGUUGUUUAGCCUGGCGACCAACCUGUUGGCACAGAACAUGCCCAGGGAAUCCUCUUUGGAGAAAGCGUACACAAGACUCAAGCUGCAACUCAACCCAGAAGGUCGCAUCCCUGUGAAGCACAUCCAUCGAAUGUUUUCUGCAGACAGAAAGCGUGUAGAAACAGCCCUGGAGAGCUGCAGUGUCCCGUCUGGCAGAAAUGAUUCCAUUCCUCAAGAGGACUUCAUCCCCGAUGCAUAUAAAACCUUCCUGAACAACAUCUGUCCGCGGCCAGAGAUCAACCAGAUCUUUUCAGAUCAGGGAGCCAAAAGCCGGCCAUACCUGACUGUGGAGGAGAUGACGGAUUUCGUAAACAACAAACAGCGCGACCCCAGGCUCAACGAGAUCCUCUAUCCACCACUGAAACCUGAUCAAGUACAGCUGCUCAUUGAGAAGUACGAAAUGAACAGCAGCUUUGUCAAGAAAGGACAGAUUUCCGUGGAGGGGUUUGCUGCAUAUCUUGUGGGUGAAGAAAAUGGUGUCAUCCCUCCCGAGAAGCUGGACCAGAGUGAAGACAUGACCUUUCCUCUCUCGCACUACUUCAUCAAUUCCUCACACAACACUUAUCUGUCAGCUGGCCAGCUGGCUGGGAACUCCUCGGUGGAGAUGUACAGGCAGGUCCUACUCGCCGGCUGCCGCUGUGUGGAGCUGGACUGCUGGAAAGGUCGAACAGCUGAAGAGGAGCCCGUCAUCACACAUGGCUUCACCAUGACCUCGGAAAUCUCCUUUAAGGAAGUGAUUGAGGCCAUCGCUGAAUGUGCAUUCAAAACCUCCCCGUUUCCUGUAAUAUUGUCUUUCGAAAACCACGUGGAUUCCCCGAAGCAGCAAGCCAAGAUGGCAGAAUACUGCAGAUCGAUAUUUGGCGAUGCACUGCUGAUCGAGCCUCUGGAGAAAUACGCUCUGGAAUCUGGAGUUCCCUUGCCGAGUCCGCAGGAGCUGAUGGGGAAGAUCCUCAUCAAGAACAAGAAGUCGCACAAGCCCUCUGAUGCUAGCGCAAAGAAGAAGCUGGCGGAGCAGGCCUCCAACGCAUGCAGUGACAGCUCUGGUGUUUUUGAGCCCUCGUCUCCAAGCGCGGGUGACGUAGAGGCAGAAAGUGAUGAGGAUGAUGAUGAUGAUGAAGACUGUAAGAAAUCAAUGGAUGAGGGAACGGCGGGAAGGGAGGCCGUGGCCACAGAGGAAAUGUCCACCUUGGUGAAUUACAUCCAGCCCACCAAGUUUCACUCCUUUGAGGUUUCCAAAAAAAGUAACCGUAGUUACCAAAUGUCUUCGUUUGUGGAAACGAAAGCCCUAGAACAGCUCACAAAGACCCCAGUGGAGUUUGUUGAAUAUAACAAACUCCAGCUUAGCCGACUCUAUCCUAAGGGCACACGUGUGGAUUCUUCCAACUACAUGCCUCAAGUAUUCUGGAACGCAGGCUGUCAGUUAGUGGCUCUGAACUUCCAGACAAUAGACCUCCCCAUGCAGCUAAACCUGGGCAUGUACGAGUUUAACGGAAAGAGUGGCUACCGGCUAAAGCCAGAGUUUAUGAGGCGGCACGACAAGCACUUUGACCCCUUCACCGAGACCACCGUGGAUGGAAUUGUAGCAAACACCUUGUCAGUCAAGAUUAUAUCUGGGCAGUUUUUGACUGAUAAGAAAGUCGGCACCUAUGCGGAAAUCGACAUGUUUGGUCUGCCGGUGGACACUAGGAGAAAAGCGUUCAAAACCAAGACCUCGCAAGGGAACGCAAUCAACCCCGUGUGGGACGAAGAGCCUAUAGUGUUUAAGAAAGUUGUCCUGCCCACUUUGGCCUCUCUGAGGAUAGCGGUGUUUGAGGAAGGUGGAAAGUUCAUUGGCCAUCGCAUCAUUCCUGUGUCUGCAAUCCGACCAGGUUAUCGCUACAUUGGCCUCAGGAAUGAGAAGAACCAGAAUUUGGUGCUGCCGGCUGUAUUUGUCUACAUCGAAGUCAAGGAUUAUGUACCAGACACAUUUGCCGAUGUCAUCGAGGCAUUGUCAAACCCAAUCAGAUAUGUGAAUUUAAUGGAGCAGAGAGCCAAACAGCUGGCAGCAUUGACUUUAGAGGAAGAGGAGGAGGAUGUCAGCAAGGAGGCUGAGCCAGGGGCUGACCAGCCCCCCGAGCCAAAAAAUGACCCCAAGCCAGUCACCUCAGAGAACGGUGUCACCCAUGUAGCUAAUGUCACCCCCAAAGCCGUAUCGCAUGUGACUCAGCCGGCGCCACCGACAGUGUCAGCUAAGCCUGCAGUGAAAACUGAAGACCUCAUACAGAGUGUCCUCACAGAAGUGGAGCCCAAGACUCUGGAGGAGCUUAAGCAACAAAAAACGUAUAUUAGAGAGCAAAGAAAACACUAUAAGGAGAUGAAGGAGCUGGUGAAGAGGCAUCAUAAGAAGACCAGCGAGAUGAUCAAAGACCACACUGCUAAAUACAACGAGUUCCAGAACGACUACUCCCGAAGACGGGGCGCCCUCCAAAAAUCUGCAAAAAAAGAUGGUAAGAAAAGGUGCACGUCGCCGGGAUCUGACCAGGAGCCGUCCUCCAUCGAGCGCGAGCUGUCAGCGCUGGAUCAGGAGAACGGCGAGACGUUGACCCAGCUGAAAGAGCAGCAGCAGCAGCAGCUGCUGAGUCUCCGACAGGAGCAGUACUACAGCGAAAAGUACCAGAAGCGGGAACACAUUAAGCAGCUCAUGGAGAAACUAACCUUAGUGACAGAGGAGUGUCAAAGUAAUCAACUAAAGAAGCUGAAAGAGAUGUGUGACAAGGAGAAAAAAGAUUUGAAAAAGAGAAUGGACAAAAAAAGACAGGAGAAGCUGAAUGAAGCCAAAUCAAAAGAUAAACACCUGACUGAGGAAGAAAAACUGGAGAUUAAUAGAUCCUACGUUAAUGAGGUGGUACAGCACAUCAAACGGUUAGAAGAUGCUCAGAGCAAAAGACAGGAACGACUUCUGGAGAAGUACAAGGACAUUCAGCAACAAAUCGUGGAUGAAAAACCAAAGCAGCAAACCGAUUUGGAUCAGGAGUACCAGGACAAGUUUCGUCGACUGCCUCUGGAGAUUCAAGAGUUCAUGCAGAACGCAACUAAAAGGAAAUCGAGUGAGGACCCAGGCCACAGCCUGCUACCUCCUCCCGCAGCAUCAGAACUUCAAGUGAACCACAAGACAGCCCAUUCUGAGGAUGUGACAGAGGAAGAGGAUGGCAUAAAGCCAAGCACCGUUCCACCCUAGGCAACAUCCGAGUGAUUCAUAUUUUAUGAUUAUAUAUUUUUUCUGUAUCUGAUUUUUAAUUUUCUAGAAAACCGUAGCAGUUGUGUACGCAUCUGUUGGUUUCAGAGAAAAGGUGUUUACUGACUGCUUGGAGAAGUAUUAGAACAGUGUCACGGAAAGGAGCUGUUAUUUUUUAAAUAAAUGCAUUAUUAUUAACAGUAACUAGUAUAAAUUAGUGUUGUCCAGUUUGUAUUAUUUCUUAUUGUGGUGCUAGUUUUUGGGUUCAUGCCUACAUCACUUUUAAUAUUGUUAUGAUUGUAUUUACUAUUAGAGCUAUAAUUUUUGUGUCUGACACCAUAGGAAAUAUUAAGAGUCACAAUAGGUUGGUUGUUGAGUGGUGUUUUAGUGAAGCUAUGUAUACUGCUUGUGGUCAUUUUUUCAAGUGCCAGGCAAAGCAAAUCGACGUUCUGGUUUACCUGCCACAGAUACAAACUGCUGUCAUAUUCUGUUUUCUGGGUGUAUGCAAUACAACAAACAAAAAGGCACCCGUACAGCAUAUUUGCACUGAGUAACAAAUUUUCGCUUUCGUCUGCAAGCACGGGCGGCUUGCAGUUUUGUUUCCCUUACAGAUAGUUGUAUGCUGGUGAUAUUUAUUGUAACUGAUUUAUAGUUUGUAAUUUUUGACAAACAUGAUUUAUAUACAUUGCUCUGAAAUGCCAGUUCUGUAUCAGACUUAUUGUGAUUUAAUCAGUUUCAGGAAUGCAUGAAAAACUAAUGCACACUAACUUUGUGUUAAAAUAUACUUACAUUAAAAACAUUAAUUGUUGGCUGUACAGAAGUAAUUAUGAUGUCUUUCAAAAAAAUAUACAAAAAAAAGUAAACAUUUCGAUGAAUUCUUUUUUUUUCCAACUUUGCAUUUUUAACUUUUUUUCAUUGCUUAAGCCAGGGGGUAACUUGUUCUGCUGUUUGUUAUUGCAAAGAUUUAUAAACCUCAGUAACAUGACAGACGUGGCUACAAAAAAAAAUCGCUAAUCAUUUCUGCUGUGUUCAGUAUGUAAGUGGUCAUCCAAACGCCUUACCUUUAAUUGUAUUUCAAGCAAAGUGAAAGGUGAGUCAGAGUGCAGUUUAAACUCGCAAAAAAAAAAAAUUCUUUGUGAAAUGACAAUAGUGAUAUUUCUUUAACUGAAACAAAUUACUUUAAGGCUGAAAGUUUUUUUUUUAUUCCUAUUAUAUUCUUACUGGCAAUUUUCUUGUUUCUGCAUAGCUAUUUAGCCUUUAUUUUUUCGGUUGUUAUGGCUUUUUUGAGAUUUAAGGGAUUUGUUACAAAAGGUUCUAAGGUCCUAAGCAGUUAAACAACAACAAACAUGACAAGAACAACAACAACAACAAUACUAAUAAUAAUCAGCAGCAGCUGAUGCCUAAAAAGAAUGAGGAGGUACGAAGAAAUGCAUUUUACAAUAUUACAAUAGUGAAGAGAGAAAAUGUCUGUUUUUAAAUGACAAUAAAAACUUCAAAGUUGUUUCAAAGUUACUUGUUUCGUAAUUUAAUCUCAAAAAUUAUUACCUCCUCCAUCUCUAUGGACCAGCCACCUCUAAUAAAAGUGUGAUGCUAAUAGCUAACUAAACAUAAACAAAGCAUUAAUUAAUCUCAUUAAUGAAAUAAUCUGUCCUGGCACAAAAAGUGGAUCAGUAAAUUAUAUAGAGAAUUUUGCGCAAACUUCUACAGAAGACAUAUACAAUACAGAAUUUUAAAAAGCUAAUUUAAACAUACAGCUCCUGUUACGAGGUUAAUUCAGUUUAAAAUGUGUAACUUCUUAUGUACCAGAAAACUAAUUGAAUGACUUUUCACAAAAAAACAAAAAAAAAAUUUAGUUAGGUUUAUAACCAAGUAACCAAAUUUGUGCUUUUUUAAAGGUUCUUAAUGAAGUGAAAGUCUGGUGCCUUUCAGUGUAUUUGUCGUGUGAUGUGGAUUGUAUAAACUGCAUUUAUUUUAUUUUUUUUGUUUAAAAUGUUGUGAUAACAAAUUUUGUAUUCUAAGAUUGUGUGUGCAUUUUUACAAUUCUACAAUUCACUACCAACUUUUACUUGAAGUUAGUUGUAUUUGAAUGAACAUUAUAUUGAAAUGUCAAAACUGUUUACUGAUUUAAGAUUAAUGUAUAUAUUGCAUUGUUUUAUUGCUCUGACAAUAAUAUACAAAGUAAUGAUUUUAGUUGUCAAGGAUUAUUUUUUAAAAAUUGAUGAAAAUUUCAACAUUUAAAAAGCCCCUGUUUUGGGGAGUAAAAUAUUUUGGAUCCAUUUUGAUGUGUAUUGCUAUUGCUUAAUUUGUGGCUACUCUGCUGUGCCCAUAUGUGAUCUAAAUUAUUGCUUCUAACACAGUUCCCAAUUGAUAAAUCUUUUUUUUCCCUAAAAAAAUAUUCUAUGCAAUUUUGUGGCAUGGUGACUUCCAUGUGUAGUUUAAUGUGCUUUCAAUCCAAGUUAACGAAAAUAUUAAAAAAAUAACAUAUUA